AUGUUUGAAAACCUAGAUGCAACAGACCUGCCAUUCAACAUACAAAUCCAGACAGCUCGGACCAACUCUCUCACGGUGACUUGGGAUGCGGACUUCACCCCUCCCACCAACAACCGGAUCCAGCUCCAGUAUCGACGCUAUGGAACCACCACCUGGAUACCCGGACCAAGGGUUGUCGAUGUCUCCCAGGGCAUAGCCGAUAUUCCUUCCCUGAGAGGAAACGAGUACUACGAGGUCAGGAUCUAUGUAGGAGAUCUGGACAUACAGCUUUUUAAUUACUCCUUGGUUAACAGGUUCUAUACGUGUGAGCCCAACCGGGUUGGACCAAACUGUGAAAAUGAAUACCGGAUCUGUACUAUUUGGGGAGAUCCCCACUACAUCACCUUUGAUCAAGUCUCGUACAACUACCAGGGAGACUGCGAAUACACCCUGGUAACCGAUGACUGCAUGGCCUCAGAGAACCCUGGCACCUUACAGAGCUUCCAUCUGUGGAGUGACAAUGUGAAGCGUUUGCCCUCGGACAGGGUGGCUUACCUUCGAGAGAUCGGGCUGGAGCUGGAUGGGACGUUGUUUACUGUUGAGAGAGACCAUGUCCUCAGGAUUGAUGGAAUCAACGUGACACCCCCACUGAGGUCUGGACAGGUGUUUAUUUUCUACACCGGAUCACAUACAAUCAUUGCAACUGACUUUGGACUACGCAUAAAAUAUGAUGGAGGGUUUAGAGCUGAAAUCACACUUCCAGAUACAUACAAGAACAUUACUUGCGGUCUGUGUGGUACAUAUGAUGACCUGCAGGAUAAUGAGUAUACUAAGAAAAAUGGUCUAGUGGUGACAUCUGCCCGUGAGUUUGCCAAUAGUUGGACUCGAUCUGAUUGUGAUAUUCCAUUACAAGAUGAUACUCCAUGCUUGGAUGAUGGAACAAGGACUCAGGCAGAGGAACUCUGUAGCAUUCUUAUCGAUGAAGGUGGUGUACUUGGUGAAUGCUUCGGUGUCGUCGAUCCGGCUAUGUACUACGAUGCCUGCGUGUACGAUCUGUGUUUUACUCUCCCGGAGGAUGAUCUGCUCUGUGCUGACGUCGAUUCUUAUGCAUCGGCAUGUAGGGAGGCUGGAGGAGUUCCUGGAAACUGGAGAGCAGAGCUUACUCAGUGUGAGGUGACUUGUCCUGUCAACUCAACCUUCCUGACUUGUGCCAGUGGUUGUCAACCUGCCUGUUAUGACAUGAACCUCCAGUCUAACUGCCCGGUGUCCUGUAUCGAGGCAUGCGUUUGUGACGAGGGUCUAGUCUUGGAUGGUGAUAAGUGUGUUGACCCUCAAAACUGCGGUUGUUUGGGGCCACUUGGUGAAUACCGCUCCCCUGGGGAAACGUGGACUUCUAAUGACUGCAGUAUGAAGUGUGCCUGUUCUGGAGGGACCGUUCAAUGUUCCAGUGGACCUUGCGGAAAUAACGAGGAGUGCACCAUCAAGAGAGGGGUCAGAGACUGUUACUGCGAAGAUGAAUACUCUAGAGAUGAUAAUCAAGAAUGCGUGAGAGACCCAGGACGUUGUGUUGUUCGUGGGGAUCCCCAUUACCGGACCUUCGACCGUCACCGCUACGACUUCCAAGGCGAUUGCGAAUACACUCUGAUCAGACCUUGCAACCACGACAACAGCAGUCUUGAGGACUUCCAUCUCUGGGGCAACAACCGAAAGAACAGUCCUUCUGAUAGAGUGUCCUACAUGAGAGGCUUUACUCUGGAGUAUAAUGGGACGUCGUACAGGGUGGAGAGUGGGAAUAAGGUGUUUUUCAACGGGAGGAGACUCUCAGGUUCUCUCUUCAGCUAUGGCAAUGAUGUCAGGAUACAGUGGGACAGUGAGUACCUGUACUUGGUGACCUCUUUUGGAUUGCAAGUAGUUUAUGACGGCAAGCACACUGCAGAUAUAGACCUGAGCUAUGAUUAUUGGACCAAGACAUGCGGCCUAUGCGGUACCUUUGAUGGCGAUGAUGGCAACGAAUACAGACGCCAAGAUGGGUCGCAGACACCAUACUUGACGGUAUUCACCCAGGACUGGGUCGUUGACCCCUCCACCUGCAAUGGGGAAUCCCCUGAACCACCUGUGUGUGAAGGAGACACAUAUGACGAUGCACUGGACCUCUGUUAUAUUUUCAGCUACAUCGAUAGUAAGUCUUUAUCCUAUGCUUUAUUUUCUUAUGUUCAACUCAGCCAUCAGCAUAACUAG
Lytechinus variegatus (green sea urchin) is the source of this 2217-nucleotide messenger RNA. RefSeq names its product zonadhesin-like. The transcript is spliced from 10 exons. Lineage: Eukaryota; Metazoa; Echinodermata; Echinoidea; Temnopleuroida; Toxopneustidae. Gene Ontology annotation, molecular function: protein binding. The coding region runs from base 1 to 2217 and encodes 738 amino acids. The record is from RefSeq and is a predicted model, not a curated record.